Messenger RNA from Racocetra persica, 440 nucleotides. The record is from the annotation of a GenBank genome assembly. Lineage: Eukaryota; Fungi; Glomeromycota; Glomeromycetes; Diversisporales; Gigasporaceae.
AAUUUAUUCCUAGGAAAUCCAUUAAGACUUCUAUAAAUGAUUCACCAACCUCAAGAACAAAUGGAGAUAGAAUUGAACAAUUUGAGAAAGCAAAAAGAUCGUCAUUGACACGUUAUGAAGCUUUAAUUAACGAAGUUCAAUGUGAUCUUUUUCUCCCUCCAGAUCCGGAGUACGAGAGAAUACGAGACCAAACAGAAGAAUAUUAUGAAGCAAGAUAUUCAGAAUUCAGUGUUGAACAAUCUUUGGAAUUGAUUCGUAAGAUUGUUAAACAGUCCUCUCAAACACAACAACAACCUGAUGUUCCACAGCAGCAACAGCCACAAUUGCCACCGCGCGAAGAAUCUAAAAGUAUACAGCAUUAUACAGCACAACCACCACAUUCGUCAUGGAAUUCGGAUAGUGCAAUUCCGUCAUUAAAAGAUUUGCACUAUGAAAUUUGA